AUGGUGUUAGACGACAAGGGCAUCGAGGCGCUGAUCUCUCAGCUGACCUUUGACGAGAAACUCAGUCUCAUAGCGGGCGCCUCAACAUGGAGGACCACAGCCAUUCCUCGCUUGGGUAUUCCAAACAUGAAGCUUUCAGAUGGCCCAUCCGGUGCCCGAGGUGAAAUCUUUGGGGAGAGUGUGCCUGCGGCAUUCUUCCCAAGUGGUGUCAGCUUGGGUGCCACGUGGGACGUAGAUCUCGUGUAUGAGAUAGGUGAAGCUCUUGCAGAGGAGUGCAAAACCAAGUCGGCCUCUGCUAUUCUAGCACCAACCAUGUGUAUCCAUCGUCACCCCCUUGGAGGGCGCAACUUUGAGUCCUUCAGCGAAGAUCCUUACCUGACAGGGAAACUUGCAUCUGCUCAUGUACGCGGUGUACAGUCUCGAGGAAUAGCUGCAACACCAAAACAUUUUGUCGCCAACGACCAGGAAACUCUCCGCUUCAAGUACGAUGCCAUCAUCUCCCAGCGUGCUCUCCGCGAGGUCUAUCUGCUACCCUUUCAGAUGGUUGUUCGGGAAGCAGACCCGUGGUGCAUGAUGACAUCCUACAACAUGGUAAACGGGCACCAUAUGGAUUCUCACAAGGAGAUCCUUACGGACAUUGCCCGAAAGGAGUGGGGAUGGGAGGGACUGUUUAUGAGUGACUGGGGCGGAACCAACACCUCGGUUGAGUCUAUCAAUGCGGGCUUGGAUCUUGAAGUGCCCGGUCCACCAUUGAAAAGGUCUAAAGGGGCUCUGGAAGGCCCCGUCAAGGAAGGACUGGUUGACUUGAAGUGCGUCGACGCCUCAGUCUCGCGCUUGAUCAACCUUUUGCAGAAGACGGGGCGUUUCCAGGAUGCACGAGACAGCCCUGAAUUCUGCAAAAACGAUCCAGGCGUCAACAGCUUGCUGCUUCGAGCAGCUUGCGCAGGUAUCGUCAUGCUCAAGAACGAAGCCAACACACUUCCUCUUCAGCCUUCAGAGAAUAUUAAGAAAAUCGCCAUCCUCGGUCCAAAUGCCAAGAAGGUCGUCGCUGGCGGCGGAGGCAGUUCCUACAUCAGAGCGCCAUACUGGACAUCUGUCUUUGAGUCGGUUGAGAGGGAAUUUGCCGGCACUUCAACCAAUAUUGCUUAUGCGUCUGGAGCAAAAGCGAAUCGAUACCUGGCGACGAUGCCACCUGGACUCGUCCGAAACCCCGACACAGGCAAGCCAGGUGCUGCUGUUGACUGGUUCAUCGGCCACAAUCUCAAUGCUCAGGUCGCUGCAACAACCCACAUCGACGAUCUCUAUUUUAUAGCCUACGGUGUGAUGCCUCCUGAAAUCAACCGCGAGACGGACUUUUCCUUCCGCAUUCGCGCAGUCCUUCAACCCCUGACUUCUGGUCAACACCAACUAUCUCUUGCCAGCAUUGGACCCUCGAAACUCUUUCUUGACGGGGUUGAAGUUGCAUCCCAAUCUGGUGCUUUCGACGAGAAGGGUUCUUUAUUCUUCACUUAUGGCAGUGAAGAAACCAUCAUUUCCCUAGAUCUCGAAGCUGGGAAGGAUUACAAGAUCCGCGUUGAUUAUCGAUCUCACGAUAGACAGCUGGACGAAGCCAUACUUGCUGAGAUGGAUCCGAUGGAAGACAAAUUCCAGGGAGCGAGGAUUGGCUACCAAGAGCAAGAUUUCGUCGAUCAUGUCAAACAAGCCGCCACACUGGCCGAGGACGCGGACGCUACGAUCAUCGUCGUCGGCCGAGAUAAGGAGUGGGAGACGGAAGGGCAAAACAUUCCUUCAUUUGAGCUACCUGGAGAGCAGGUCAGGUUGAUUGAAGAGGUCUCCGCAGCGUGUAAACGCACCAUUGUCGUUGUCCAGGCGGGAACGCCCGUGCAGAUGGAUCCGUGGAUCAACAAGGUCCAAGCUGUGCUAUACACUUGGUACCAAGGCCAGGAGCUGGGCAACGCUGCCGCUUCGGUCAUCGUCGGCAAGUCUAACCCCUCUGGACGUCUUCCAAUGACGUUUCCCAAGAGAAUCGAGGAUUGCCCCGCCUUCUCGUCCUUCCCAGGGGAGCAAGGCGUGUCCGAGUACUCUGAAGGCAUUUUCGUCGGGUAUAGAUGGUGGGACUUGACAGACACGCAGCCCAAGUUCCCUCUUGGUUUUGGUCUAUCGUACAGCACUUUUGAGAUCAAGCCAGGCGAGAUCAGUUCUCCCGUUCUCUCAAAAGACUCUGUAUUGACUCUUUCUAUCCACGUGCGCAACACUGGCGGAAGCCAUCUUCCUGGCCGAGAGACCGUCAUUGCUUGGGGCGCUCCAAGGGCGAUGGGGCGGUUGCGAAGACCCAAGAAGCAAGUGUGCGCAUUUGGCAAAUCACCAGCCUUGGUGCCUGGGGAGCAAGCAAUUGUUACUCUCCAGCUCGAUGCGUAUAGUCUAGGAGUGUAUGAUCCAAAGAAGAGAACAUGGGUCAUAGAUGCGAACACCGAGUUUGAUAUCCUCAUUGGUACCACGGCGCUCAAUGCAUCUCCAGCUUGGGUAGUCAAAGUGCCAGAGGAGAUCACUUGGGUUCAUACAUUGAGCUAG
Messenger RNA from Fusarium falciforme, 2571 nucleotides. Its product is annotated as Beta-glucosidase. The transcript is spliced from 5 exons. The record is from RefSeq and is a predicted model, not a curated record. Lineage: Eukaryota; Fungi; Ascomycota; Sordariomycetes; Hypocreales; Nectriaceae. Gene Ontology annotation, molecular function: beta-glucosidase activity. Bases 1 to 2571 code for a protein of 856 amino acids. Gene Ontology annotation, biological process: glucan catabolic process.